This is a messenger RNA of Asparagus officinalis (garden asparagus), 1865 nucleotides long. Its product is annotated as glycoprotein 3-alpha-L-fucosyltransferase A-like. NCBI's taxonomy places the organism in Eukaryota, Viridiplantae, Streptophyta, Magnoliopsida, Asparagales, Asparagaceae. The transcript has 7 exons. Gene Ontology annotation, molecular function: fucosyltransferase activity. Gene Ontology annotation, cellular component: membrane. The record is from RefSeq and is a predicted model, not a curated record.
AUGAUGAGCUCCUCCUCUCAGCAGCAGCAGCAGCAGCGACGGUGAUGGUCGGAUCUCUCGGUCCCUCUCUUCAUCGGCCUCAUCGUCGUCGCCGAGAUCGCGUUCCUCGGCCGCCUCGACUUUGCCGUCGUCGAGAACUGGACCAACUCCUUCUAUUUCCCUUCCUCGAUCACGGAGGAAACAACGACGGCGACGACGACGACGAAUCCUUCGUCUUCGAUUUCUUCCUCGUUCGCUGAGACGAUUGAUGUUGGUGAUGAUGCCGAUGAGGGACGCAGAUGCGAGCAGUGGCUGGAGAGAAAGGAUGCGGUUCCGUAUUCUAGGGAUUUUAGAUCCCACCCGGUUCUAGUCUCCGGGGCUGACGAGGAUUGGAGUUCAUGCUCUGUGGGCUGUAGAUUUGCAUUUUCUGCUGACAAGAUAGCAGAUGCCACAUUUGGUCUACCACAAAAUCCAAAGACAUCUAGUGUCCUCCGCUCAAUGGAGUCAUCACAUUACUAUGCAGAAAAUAACAUUGAUUUGGCACGCCGGAGGGGGUACAAGAUCAUAAUGACGACUAGUCUCUCAUCAGAUGUUCCAGUCGGCUACUUUUCAUGGGCGGAAUAUGACAUUAUGGCACCAGUGGGUCCAAAGACGGCAGAUGCUUUUGCAGCUGCCUUUAUUUCUAAUUGUGGAGCACGCAAUUUUCGACUGCAGGCUCUUGAGAGGCUUGAAAAGUCGGAAAUUAAAAUAGACUCAUAUGGGAGUUGCCACCGGAACCGUGAUGGCAAUGUUGAUAAAGUAGAAACUUUAAAGCGUUACAAAUUUAGCUUGGCUUUUGAGAAUUCCAAUGAAGAGGAUUAUGUUACGGAGAAAUUCUUUCAAUCCCUUGUUGCAGGAACAAUCCCUGUUGUAGUUGGUGCUCCAAAUAUACAAGAUUUUGCUCCUUCACCUGGUUCAGUUCUACAUAUUAAAGAGCUUGCUGAUAUUGAUUCGGUUGCUAAGACCAUGAAAUACCUUGGAUCAAACCCUGACGCCUUUAACAAGUCAUUGAGUUGGAAGUAUGAUGGUCCUUCUGACUCCUUUAAGGCCCUAGUGGACAUGGCAGCAGUGCACUCAUCUUGCAGACUUUGCAUUCAUAUUGCAACAACUAUCCGAGAAAACGAAGAGAAGUCUGCCAAGUUUCAGAAUCGACCCUGCAAAUGUUCCAACAAUAAAGGAACUACAUAUCACUUGUAUGUCAGAGAAAGAGGUCGUUUCGAAAUGGAAUCCAUCUAUCUCAGAUCUUGGAAAUUGACACUGAAAGAAUUGGAAUCAGUGGUUCUCUCUAAGUUCAUGUCCCUCAACCAUGUUCCUAUUUGGAAGAAGGAGAGACCUGAAAGCAUAAGGGGAGGAGAUGAACUGAAAAUUUAUAGAAUAUAUCCAGUUGGCUUGACCCAGAGACAAGCAUUAUACAAAUUCAAGUUUGAAACUGAUGAGGAUCUUAGAAAACAUAUAGAAAGCAACCCAUGCCCUAAAUUCGAAGUUAUUUUUGUAUAACCACAGGGUGUUGAUGCUGCUCACACUUGCUGGCUGAGCCUUGGGGAAAUGAAUUCAUCGGAAUUUCUGUCAUUUCGUAUUUUGCUGAAAUCCCCAGGUAUUGUAAUUAUAUCUCCUUUAGAGAGCUCUAGAUCACUGGAUUUACUGCUUUUAAUCUUGCUGAAAGUUACAAAGGGGAGAUAUUGUAAAAUAUUUCUUGUACUCCCAGCAACAUUGCCAUUCAUCAAGGACCUGUCUUGAUUUAUUCUGUGAGGAAAAUCAUGUUUUAUUUAGAAAACUGUAGCCAUUGCUGCUAUAGGGACUUCCUGAUGUGGUUGAGUUUAUUUAAAAAGAGUUGGUCGUGCUGAAUC